AUGGACGCACCCAACAGCACAACGUUCAGUCACCUCAGCUUCGUCCUGGUCGGCAUCCCGGGCCUGGAGCCCUGGCACCCCUGGAUCUCCAUCCCCUUCGCGCUGAUGUACACGGUGGCUGUUCUGGGGAACUGUGGUCUCCUCUUGCUCAUCGCCACCCAGCGCAGGCUGCACGAGCCCAUGUUCAUUUUCCUCUCCAUGCUCGCGGUGGCUGAUUUAAUAUUAUCUACAUCUACAGUGCCCAACACGCUGGCCAUCUUCUGGUUUGGACCCAAGACUAUUGCUUUCAGCUCCUGCCUCACCCAGGUGUUCUUUGUUCGCUUUGGAUUUGCCACCGAGUCGGACAUCCUACUGGCCAUGGGGUUCGAUCGGUACGUCGCCAUCUGCGACCCCCUGCGGUACACGACUGUCCUCACCAAUGCGAACAUUGGGAAAAUAGCCACGGCCAUUGUCAUCAAAAGCUUUUGUAUAGUUAUCUGUCAACGUGUCCCCAUUGUUUUUCUCCUCAAACGGCUGCCCUUCUGCGCCAGCAACGUCAUCCCGCAUUCCUACUGUGAGCACAUCGGGGUGGCCAGGCUGGCCUGUGCAGACAUAACCAUCAAUAUCUGGUUUGGCUUUUCAAUCUGCCCACCAAAGAUUGUACUAGACAUUGUGUUUAUUGCUGUGUCCUACGUGCUGAUCCUCAGGGCUGUCUUCAAGCUGCCCACCAAAGAUGCCCGGCGCAAAACACUCAGCACCUGUGGCUCCCACGUCUGUAUCAUCAUCUUAAUUUAUGUCCCAGCAUUUUUCAGUCUCCUAACCCACCGCUUUGGCCAUAACAUCCCUAAACACAUUCACAUCCUGCUGGCCGAUCUCUACGUGCUCAUCCCCCCCAUGCUAAACCCCGUUGUUUACGGGAUGAAAACCAAGCAGCUGCGAGAACAAAUGAG
Pelodiscus sinensis (Chinese soft-shelled turtle) is the source of this 929-nucleotide messenger RNA. Lineage: Eukaryota; Metazoa; Chordata; Testudines; Trionychidae. The record is from RefSeq and is a predicted model, not a curated record.